Ustilaginoidea virens is the source of this 1410-nucleotide messenger RNA. RefSeq lists its product as uncharacterized. The record is from RefSeq and is a predicted model, not a curated record. Gene Ontology annotation, cellular component: U2-type post-mRNA release spliceosomal complex. The transcript has 2 exons. Gene Ontology annotation, biological process: spliceosomal complex disassembly. The coding region runs from base 1 to 1410 and encodes 469 amino acids. NCBI's taxonomy places the organism in Eukaryota, Fungi, Ascomycota, Sordariomycetes, Hypocreales, Clavicipitaceae.
AUGAGUUCGUUCGGGGCGAAGCGCAAAGCCAAGGUGAUCAAGGUCGAUGAAGAGGAGGGCUCGAGCGGCGGCUCCUCUGCGGGGGUCGAGGCGCAUGGAGCCAAGGAGGAGCCUACCAAGCCGCCCCUGCUCGGCUCCAAAGCAGGGAGAAAGCCUUUCCGGCAGUCAGGCUUGCGCAAGACAUUCAGCGUCGCAGGCGGAGACGACCCCGGCGCGGCGGGCAGCCGACCGGACGGGGAGGAAGACAGCGACGGGCCGGUUGUUGUCCGACCGAGCGUGAAUCGCCACGGCUCCGCGAAACAGAAGCCAAAGGGCGCAAAGCCGCGCCUGUCGUUCGGUGGCGAUCCCGAGAACGGCAAUGGCAACUCUGAAGAGUCGACGGCGUCUCGGACACUCGGUCUCGGCAAGAGGGCCCUCGAGAACAGCGCGGCCAGGCGAGGCAUUGCUCUGCGCACGCUGCCAGCUAGGUCGGCAGAGGGAGACGACCGAGACGAUCGACCGAGGUACAGCAAGGAGUAUCUGGAAGAGCUCCAAUCUUCAACGCCGAGCACGCCUCGGGAUGUCUCGACACUCCACGCCAGCGACGGUGACGAGAUGGAACUGGACCCGUCGGAGCUGGAAGGCGCCCUGGUGGUGGAACUCCCGCGGGCGCCGGGUCCGGGCCAGCAAACGCAAAUACUCUCAGAGGCCGAGAUACGAGAAAGGAAAGAGCGCCGAGCUCGGCUGGCCGAGGAGCACGACUUCUUGUCGGUGGGAAAUGACGACGCGGAUGGUUUCCGUGGCAAAAAGGACGACAAGGGCCGGCUGAUCGCUGAAGACGAGGAUCUGGGCGAGGGUUUCGACGACUACGUAGAGGACGGAGGGCUCUCGCUGGGCAAACGGGCCGAGAGAGAGCGUCGCAAGCGGGAGCGAAAGAAGAUGGCGGAGCUCAUCACUGCCGCCGAGGGACACGACUCGGAUGACUCGUCGGAUAGCGACGCCGAGAGGCGCAUAGCUUACGAGGCGUCGCAGAGCAAGGCCGGCCUGGAUGGUCUAAAGAAGCCUCAGAUAGAUGCCUCGGAGGAGCGACUCCAGGUCCCAUCGAAGAUCACGCCUCUCCCCGACUUGGGUGCGUGUCUGACGAGACUACGGGCUACGCUCCAAGGCAUGGAGAGCGAACUAAAGGCUAAAAGCGCCGGCCUGGAGCAGCUGCGCAAGGAAAGGCAAGAUGUGGAUAAGCGGAAAGCAGAGGUGCAGGCUCUUCUGGACGAGACCGGGAAGAAGUACCAAGAGGCCAUGAUGCGAGGAAAGAUGGACCCCAAUGCGGCGAGCCAACAAGGGCCUGGGAUUGAUAUACUUGGUGAUCGAGGGCUGGAUAGCCUCGGGACUACGCCCAGCACGUUGGAACCAGUCGGGACAGAUGUGUUAUAG